Onychomys torridus (southern grasshopper mouse) is the source of this 2571-nucleotide messenger RNA. RefSeq names its product sphingomyelin synthase 1 (gene Sgms1). Gene Ontology annotation, biological process: ceramide biosynthetic process; sphingomyelin biosynthetic process. Gene Ontology annotation, molecular function: protein binding; sphingomyelin synthase activity; ceramide cholinephosphotransferase activity. The record is from RefSeq and is a predicted model, not a curated record. NCBI's taxonomy places the organism in Eukaryota, Metazoa, Chordata, Mammalia, Rodentia, Cricetidae. Gene Ontology annotation, cellular component: Golgi membrane; endoplasmic reticulum membrane.
AACCUGACCAGCAGCAGGGGAAAUGCACGGUGGUGAGCGACGGCGGUCCUGACGUCUUCCGCCACCACCUCCAUGCUCCGUCGCCGGCGAUGGGUCAGGACAGGCAAGCAGCGGGAGCGGUGCCGGCGCUUUAGGAACGGGAACUCCUCUUCCAACUUCCGCCCCUGGGGAAAAGCAGAAGCCGUCAGCCCCAGGAGAGCUGCUCUCCAGUUCGCAGCCUUUAGGUUCUGGCUCGGGAGUCAGCCAGUCCUCCCGGCGAUCGAGGGCCAGCGCAGCGGCACCCACCCUGUAGCCCGGCGGAGGCAGGCAAAGCUUCAGUGGCUGAAGGAGCUGUGACCUUCCCAGCACAGGACAGUUGGAGCGCAGCAGUGGGGUGUGUGUGUAAGAGAUAGCACAGACUGGAUGGAAGACUGAUGAGGAAAAGUAACAGCAUGACUGAGGUAAUGGAAAUGUACUGGAACACUGGGAGAAGCUAGUAUCUUACAAAAAGCCAAGAUGACAAGAAUCUUUUCAAAGUAAUCUAAGGAAGAAUCCUGUUCAGAAAUGAGGCCAAUUAAUGUUCAGACACUGCUACACGAAGUGCUUUAAACUGCCCUGACCAUCUUGCCAAAUGAGUCUCUGCUCAUGAGACCCAACAAGAUGAACCGGCCCAGGAGGGAUAGUGUCCUGCUCUAUACGAACAGUGACUGCUGACGUCUAAGAGCAAGUUGGGGGUACUGUGUUUUGUCUGCCAGUACCAUGAAGGAAGUGGUUUAUUGGUCACCCAAGAAGGUGGCAGAUUGGCUGCUGGAGAAUGCUAUGCCAGAGUACUGUGAACCUCUAGAACAUUUCACAGGCCAGGACUUGAUCAACCUAACCCAAGAGGAUUUCAAAAAAACCCCACUGUGCCGAGUCUCCUCUGACAACGGGCAGCGGCUCUUAGACAUGAUAGAGACCCUGAAGAUGGAGCAUCAUAUGGAAGCGCACAAGAAUGGCCAUGCCAACGGGCACCUCAGUGUUGGCGUUGACAUCCCCAACCCUGAGGGCAGCUUCAGCAUCAAGAUUAAGCCCAAUGGAAUGCCAAAUGGGUAUAGGAAAGAGAUGAUAAAAAUCCCCAUGCCAGAACCAGAGCGCUCCCAGUACCCCAUGGAGUGGGGCAAGACUUUUCUGGCCUUUCUUUAUGCACUUUCCUGUUUUGUUCUCACUACAGUGAUGAUCUCGGUCGUCCAUGAACGAGUACCUCCUAAGGAGGUGCAGCCUCCACUACCGGACACGUUUUUUGACCAUUUUAACCGGGUGCAGUGGGCCUUUUCUAUUUGCGAAAUUAACGGCAUGAUCCUUGUAGGACUCUGGUUAAUUCAGUGGCUGCUCUUAAAAUACAAGUCUAUUAUUAGCAGAAGAUUUUUCUGCAUAGUUGGCACGCUGUACCUGUAUCGGUGUAUUACAAUGUAUGUAACUACACUCCCAGUACCCGGCAUGCAUUUCAACUGUUCUCCGAAGCUGUUUGGAGACUGGGAAGCGCAAGUGCGGAGAAUAAUGAAGCUCAUUGCUGGAGGCGGCUUGUCUAUCACAGGCUCUCACAACAUGUGUGGGGACUAUCUGUACAGUGGCCACACAGUCAUGCUAACGCUCACCUACUUAUUUAUCAAAGAGUAUUCCCCUCGGCGACUCUGGUGGUACCACUGGAUUUGCUGGCUCCUCAGCGUCGUUGGAAUCUUCUGUAUUCUCUUAGCGCAUGACCACUACACUGUGGACGUGGUGGUGGCCUACUACAUUACUACAAGACUCUUCUGGUGGUAUCACACGAUGGCCAAUCAGCAAGUGCUAAAGGAAGCUUCCCAGAUGAACCUCCUGGCCAGGGUGUGGUGGUACAGGCCAUUUCAGUACUUUGAAAAGAAUGUCCAAGGGAUUGUACCUCGAUCUUACCAUUGGCCCUUCCCCUGGCCAGUAGUCCACCUUGGUAGGCAAGUUAAAUAUAGCCGGUUGGUAAACGACACGUAACAGCUCUGCAAAGUCGGGGAAUGAGGACCUGUCCAAAGUGCUGAGAGCUCCCUGAGAGAAGAUGCCAUAAGACAAAGACCUUCCUACUGCUAUUAUCUUUCAACAGUUACCUUGACUUAACCCAUUGAGUUACCUGGUCAGCACUGUGAUCUCUCUCUCUCUCUCUCUUUUUUUUCUCUCCAAAGGACCUGCGUUGGACAACAAUAAAGAAAAUUUACCUUAUCAUGCACUGUACACAUUUCCUGUUGUUAAGCCUGGGGCUUCCGUAACCGGCAGCCACCAUGUUCCUCUGUAUAAUUCAGCAGCACCACUGUGCGCCUCCAUAUCAUAAGCUCUGGCCUUUCCAGCCACAUCUGGGAAUAAAGUGUGUUAUUUUCUUGGAAAAACAUACCUUUCAUAUCUCUUGCCCCAAAGAUAGGGCUGUAAGCCAUUUUCUAGCAAAUGUCUCUAUGAAGGGUUCUAAGUGUCUGAAUGGGAUUUGGUUCCGAAAUCUCUCUACCCACUGUGCUGAUGCCAGCUGAAGAUGGAAGGUAUGGAGAGAUUUGGUCACGUGGAGUUUUGUAAAAUCAACAGAGACAGUGUAUCAAAAAC